Molecule: messenger RNA, 6626 nt
Organism: Nymphaea colorata (pocket water lily)
Lineage: Eukaryota; Viridiplantae; Streptophyta; Magnoliopsida; Nymphaeales; Nymphaeaceae
Exons: 6
Coding region: 6-827 (273 amino acids)
Biological process (GO): endoplasmic reticulum to Golgi vesicle-mediated transport; COPII-coated vesicle cargo loading; intracellular protein transport
Cellular component (GO): endoplasmic reticulum exit site; COPII vesicle coat
Molecular function (GO): zinc ion binding; SNARE binding
Source: RefSeq, a predicted model, not a curated record
GUCCAAUGAUGCAGCCCCAGGCGACGCCGUUCGUGGGCGCUAGUCAUGCUUCAGUUGCCCCACCGAUGCAAGCAGCCCCAGCGCCAUUCAGCGGUGGCCAAUCUGGUUCACCCACUAUGCGGCCGCCUGCACCUCCGUUCUUGGGAGCUACUCAGAGCGUACCCCCGUUGAUGCAGGCACCUCCAGCACCAUUUAUGGGUAGCAGCCAACCUAUGCCACCUCCCAUGCAACAGCCUCCUCCGCCAUUUGUAGGUGGUAGUCAAGAUGCCUCCGCCACCACCACCCACGUCCUUACCGUACGGCUCCCAACCAUGGCCGAGUCAGCUCGCUCAGACUCCACAAGUUUUACUGAUGAGACACCUUGCGACUAUUACUGCAAUUUAGGACCCGAUGGUAGGCGUCGGGAUGCUGAUGAAAGGCCUGAAUUGUGCCGGGGAACCGUUGAAUUUGUUGCCUCAAAGGAAUACAUGGUUCGUGAUCCAAUGCCUGCUGUUUUUUUCUUCCUUGUGGAUGUCUCCAUGAAUGCCAUUCAAAGUGGGGCAACUGCAGCAGCUUGCAGUGCAGUGUCUCAAAGCAUUAAUGACCUUCCUGAUAGUCCUCGGACCAUGGUUGGUUUUGCAACAUAUGAUUCAACCGUUCCACUCCCAGUCUCUCUCCUCUCCCUCUACCUCUCGCCACCAUCUCUCUCGACUCUCCGACCUUCUUCCUUUCUUCUCUUCUCCAUUUAUCAUUUCCGCGCUCUCCUUUUCGUUCCUUUCCCGAAGCCGUGCAGCGGGCGCCACCAGCUCCAGCGACGAGGUCACCGACCUUCUCAGCCGGGUGAAUAGCGGGUUCUGGCCUUCCUCUUAGUUUACCCAAAUACGAGUCAUCUCAUGAGUUCCAGACCAAGAAGAAAAGACAACAGCAAAGGCAGCACGAAGAAACAACCAAGAGGCAAAAAUUACAGCAUCCUCAGCAGCAUCAACGUUUGCCGCCAAUUCAGCAGCCAGGGCAACCGCAUAUGCAAAUCCGGCCUGGCCCUAACCAAUGCCCCACCUCAAGGUGUUGCUGGGCCAAGUCACCACUACAAUAUGCCUCGGGGACCUCCAAGAGGACAGAACAGGUAUCCUCAACGCGGAAACCCAAGUGGUGGAUACAAUCCAAAUAGUGGUGGUCAAGCUGGUGGAUAUGCUACUGGACCUUAUCCACCUCAAGGCCGAGGUCCUGGUUAUGCUAGAACCAGUAUGCCUGGAGGUGGCCCUCCUAGAGCUGGAGCUGGUGCCUAUGGCGUUGGGGCUCCAAAUUAUCCCCAAUUAGGUCCAUAUGGCAAUUCAGGUACUGGUCGGGUGCCCAACAUGAUGGGUGGUAAUCGGAAUCCACAAUAUGGUUGGCCUCAGUAGUCAGGAAGCAAACUGAAGCAUGAUCUGUUCAAUAUAUUUGCGCACUUGACUGGUGAUCCUACAUUCUGAAGAGAAGGGCUCUGCCAAGGACUUCCGCUUUCACCUCAAGUGGGUCGAUGGGAAUUGGUUUAAUACACCAGAGGUAUUCCUACAAACCAGUGUUGGAUAUUUAAGAAUAUCCCUUGACAUGGAUUUAAUUCACGCACUUGUUUUCAGUUUUAUAUGGAGAAAGAGGAGAUGGUUAGGUAUUUCAUUACUACGUUGCUCCUUUGUCCUGCAGACAGAAAUAGGGAAACAAGAAUGUGUGAUUUUCUCUUUGUUGUUUAUCAUAGCUUCACUGGCGAUGAUGAACUUGUCGGUAUAUGGAUGGGUUAUGUGGGUUUUGUCUUGUGUCUAGAAUCUUCGUAGUAGCUAUGCAGUCCAAUUUCAUGAUAUUCCUGGUUUACUUUUUGUAAGUUCAAAUAUCGUGCCAUAGUCAUAAUUACUCACCAUUACAGUUUCUUUUAUUGUAUCUACAUGCCUCGGGGCACGUAAUAUUUUUUUUUUUUUGAGUUGAAUUGCAUGCUCCAAGUACAAUUGUUGGUAGUUGGUACACUUCUAUGAAAGUUUGGGAUUUGAACUUAAUAUCUAGUGAACACAGUCAAUCCUGUUUCAUUUUUGUAUAGGAAUGGUUGGGUUGUUUGUAUGGUGUAGCGGUUCUGAAGUUCUUUCACCAGCCGCUUCUCCCCAAUAUGCCACUUUGCAAUCCCUUCACGUCAAAGGCUGAAAUGACUUGAACAUGAGAAUGCCUCUUUGCUAGCAUACAGGAAGAUCAGUGAAUUAGUGGACCUGGGGAGCCCUUUAGAAGGGCGAACUGAUCUUGGACUGUCACUAAUUCUUCUUUUUUUUUUUAAAAAAAAAAAUCUCAGGUUUGGUGCUUUUCUGUUCAUUCGUCUGCAAUUAACCCUGGAUGUGCUUUGUGCUCCAAAUUACCAAGCCGGGCGCCCCUUGUGCGAAGGGGAGAUGGCCCAAGGUUCUGGAGAACAUUGAACUUUUAUUUGUACGAUAGUUUUUGAAGUAGACUAGGAAUUGUAGCUGUUGUCUUGUGUUUUUGAUAGAAUUUUCACCAAAUUAAAAAUCGUUUUUAAAUAUAAAAACGACCUUCAAAAUUUUUUGUUUUUCUGUUUUUUUUUUGUAUCUAAAACUUCUUUGGCAUAUGUAAAUUGGCCACCAGUUUUCAGUUGGACCAAUUAGGUUGGAUUUGCAACAUUAUUUAGUGUUCUUCAUUUUUUUUAGAAUUUUGGAUCUUUAGUUAUUAACCUCACACGACAUUGGUGGAAAGGUUUGCUUUUUCGUUUUCAUUUUUUUUUUGAGUGAAAUUUUAUAUCUUAUAGUAGGUAAGGGUUGAACUUAGUAAACAUAGGUUCACUUCUUCGUUUUUAGGACAUGUUUUUCUUCCUAUAAACUGUUUUAUUUUUUUUGCUUGAAUUCUUGAUUUGUUUAGCAUAAGGUGCAAUGGAGGAGUGAUUAGAUAGGCGGGGAUAGAGUAGAAUAGAUGAUUUGUAUUUGAUUUUUGAAUUCGAUAGUUUGAUUUUUGAAUUGGAUAAUUUGAUCUUCCCUACUUCUAUAGGAGAGCAUAUGAAGUUCUUCUUCUACCCAACAAAUCAGUCUGGUUUCAUAAAAACUACUCUUUUGGUAGAAGAGAGUUCCUACUUCCAGGUGAUAUGUCAUUUGAUGUCAAGUAGUUUUUUGAAAGAGAAAUUUUUUUAUUGUGCCUAGAAACAUUUUAAAAGUGUCUUAUCAUGCAAUGAUAUGCCUUCGUUUUGUUCUUACUACCUGCUCAAGUAAAAUGAAACUUUCAAGUUUUUUUUGUUGUCAAUCAUUAGAAGAGGAAAUCUGGAAAAAUCCUAUGAAGCUGAGAAAGUCAAGACUAGGAGAUGGUAUUGGCUCUAGUGAUCAAGUGUAUGUAAGAGUUUAGCAGAAAAAUAUCUUAAGAGAAAAGCCAUAAUUCCUUAUAAAAUAUUGGCAGGUAACAAAAUAAGAGUUGAGAGAUGGGCUCGAGGCUUCUGGGUUAAUAAUCAAGAGUACCAGGUAGGCAUAUAGGUGAUUUAUGUCUAUGCCACGAAGAUAAUGACUUAUGAACUUUUGGCAUGUUGAAAACCCGCAAGGUGAAACGGGUUGAUAUGUGACAAAACUACACCUGACCACCAAUGCGGUGGAGCUUCGUAGUAGCCUUUGGGGUGGUGAGGUAUUCCCUCAAAGGUGAAGGUCGGCCUGAAAAAGAAAAUCAAAAGCAAGAAAAAAUGAAAAGGCAAAAAGCCAAAUGCAGAAAAAAAGGAAGAAAAAGAAGCAAAACCAAGAAAAACAAAAAAUGUGCCUGUCAAGAGAUAAAUGGCAUGAAGGCUGAACUCGAAGGAAUUGAAAUGCGACAAUCUUUCAUGGAUGUGCGAUCCUUGGGUCAAUAUCUGCUCUUCUUUUUGAUUUCCUAAGACGUUGAGGAUGAUUACUUUAUGAUCAUUUUUUGGAAAUUUAAAGGCUUUCCUUCUAGACAUUCAACAACAUUGAUGCGAAAUGAAUCCCGAUGCUUGUACGGUAUUGAGGGUAAAUGAAAGGCAUAUCAUUUGCACAACACGAGCACUUUCUACUUGUGAUUUAAAUUGAUGAUUUAUAAACUAUUUAAAAGUAAACACUUGACAUCUCUUGUAAUGUUUCCUGACUUCAUGGGCAUAUGAGGAACUCCUAGCCCCUCUCUGUUUUUGAAAAAUGUUGUCCUUUUUUUAUACCAAGCCGCUAGUCCAUUCAUAGAAUAGAUGAAACCCCUCAAACAUAUUCCACUCAUGCUGAGUGUAAUGAAUUUUCCAUCUUCCCCUUUCCAUGUUCCCAUCACAAUUUGUUUUAUUGUGAAGGCUGGACAGUAUUUUUGUUGAUUUCUCUUUUAAGGUUUGCUUAGGAAAGGGUUUGAAAGAGUCGUUAGCUUUUAAAUUUUUUAUCAUUAUUAUUAUUAUUAUUAUUAUUAUUAUUUUUUACAUUGUCAGUGUCUUCUGAUUCAUGCAGCUGAUGUCGAAGUUUAAAGCCCAACUCAUCAGUGUUCUUGUGGAUGUACAGUGGUUUUGGAAAAGCCGAUUCAAGUUGCACGAGAGUUUGAUCUUGUACUUCAAAAUCAAGUUUUUAUUUGAGUUCCCAAUAAAGUUGUGGCAUCCAAUUUGAUUUGAGUGAGUUUACAUAAAUUUUUGGCUGAAACAGAAACUGACUAAUGCUGGUUGCAAAAAUUCGCACAAAGACAGGCAAAUCCUGUCAUUGUUUGUUUGUGUUUUUUGUUUGUUAACUUGUCAUAAUUGAUAGGAAGCCAAGUGUUAUGCAUGUACAUUGCCUGAGAGCUCGAAACCACACCCUCUACGUCGGAAAUCUCCUACAAUUGCAGAGAUUGCUGCAGAAUUCUAUUCCAAAACUGUGGAUGUUUGGGUGACUUUAACAUUUGAUGAAUGAUUUGUUUUGCUUGCCAAGACUUAUCCCUUGGGUUUAGUUUAUUUUAUUGUAGGGAAUCUGAUCUGACCCAGUGGUUGCAAAGUUGAUGUCGAAAAUAGAGAAUUUUUGCUAGAGAAAUUUACAUAUAUGUGCAGAAAUUAGAUUGCUUGCAGAAACCAAACAAGUUUCAAUUGGUCUAUCUUUUACCUAAAUUGAGUUAGGAUUUUGGGUGUGAUAUGACAGCUUAAGUCAGAGUCGUGUAGGCCUUUUUCACGGUCUUUCAAAUUUGCUUAUAUUUAGGUCCAGUUAAUUUAGAGAACAUAGAUUUCAAGUAAGAAUUUUGGUUAUUUUCUGUUUCAUGUAUAUCGUUUUAAAGUGUUUAUUAGUUGAGCUUAGAGUUCUUGCUCGUGAGUGGGUCUAAGCUCUAGGUUUAUGCCCUUGUUUUUCUUUGUUCUCAUUUUUUUUCAAGUUCGUCAUUGCAGCCGCAGGCACUUCUGGAUAAAUAUAAGGGCAGAUGCAUUCAGUGGAGGAGUUGGAGCACAAGUCAAAGAUCUAAAUUGACACAGGGUUGCCCUUUCAAGCAACCACACUUUAGGAAUUGUUUAUUUUUCAACUUCUGUAAUUAAACUAGUAGCAUCACUCUUGAAGAACCUUUUGACUUGUUUCUAUAUGAGGUAGUAAAUGUGCAUUUUUUGGUCUAACUUAAUAUCCGUUUGUUCCCUGUGUUCGAUCUGUACUUCUCACUUAUUAGACUCUUAGUUUCCUCAAACUGCACAAAACUGCUAGUUCCACCAGUGAUUUUGCAGAGGUUAGGGACCGACUUUUGUAUGGUUUUUGGGUCAAAGUUGGGUACUGUUUUGUUAUGGAUAUAUGUCGAUACAUCAAUUUAGUUGAUUCUUGGUUUUACUGUUCAAUUUGAUAGAAGCUUUUCCAAGAAUUGGUUGUUUGAGACUGAAACACAGAGGGAUUGGUCUCACUCCGAAAGGACCAGGAUUAGAUCUGGACCCAUGAAGAUGACAGACACACUGUUGAAGCAAUUACCACCUGAAACCAGUUCGCCUGCUCAUCUUGUUAACAACUAACUAGUGUUUCGGCAGUAUGCUUACAACAUUACACAGAAAAUCAAAGAUACUACUUGCACACAAAAUGGUCAAGCAUAGAACUAUAUCUGCUUCCAGUUUACAACAAAAUACUUGGAUUGGAUUUUGGUGUGCUAUGCAUGAUCUACAGGUUUGGAAAGUAGAAACCAUACUGAAAUGUUGUAUAUGUUGUAAUUCACUUAUAUUCGUAUCUCAGUUGGCUAAUGCUCGACAUUUCGUUGUCAUUUUAGUACGCAGAAUGUGUAAGCAUAGUAUGUAAAAGCAAAAAACUUUUGCUGAGUUAUUGGAUGUACGUGAAGUUCAUCCAACUCUUUGUAGGCACUGGGGGCCAAAUUGGAGCUCUAUAGACAAGGUCGUUGUCAAGCUUGAAUGUUCCAAUGAAUGGACCAACAUGUAGCUACUUAACAAUGGCUUUGUCUAUUGGCCAUGCUUUUGGUCUCCCUAGAGUAUUAUGCAUGCAUUCUUUCUAAUUGGCAUGUGCUAGUUGGCAUGUGCUGUUGCAUUUAAGUUUCAGUUUUGCUGUAUUAUUUAUUAACUAUAUAUAUUCUUGAUAGGUGAUCAAUCUUGCAAAUGCUCCAUCAGUUGUUGGCAAGCAUUUAGACGAUGAGUGUCCUGAAGAUUUCAUCAAAGGCCUUAUUCUCUUUGUUUCUUCUUUUUUUCAUGUUGAGAGGAGAUUUGCAGAGCCGCUGGAUGCAAGCCCAUC